AGUUGCUCAUGCUCUAUUAUCUGGUUCAUUUAUUUCCGUGUUCCGAAUCGCUCAAGGACAUAUUGACCAUAAAUUAACCGAAUCAUCGGACUUUCGGACAUGGCUCGAAUGCUUAGGAGCGGUGUGAGGGGAUACUUCACUUCUCAGAUCCGAAUGGGAUCCGAUCAGUUGGGUGAACUGGGUAAAGGUGCUGGUAAAGGAGGAGGUGCGGGCGGAUCCGUGAGGGAGGCCGGAGGAGCGUUUGGUAAGAAGGAAGCGGCAGAAGAAGAGCGCUAUUUUAAGCAGAAGGAGAUGGAGCAGCUGGCAGCCCUGAGGAAACAUCACCAAGAAGAGAUCGACCAUCACAAGAAAGAGAUUGAGCGUCUGCAGAAAGAGAUUGACAGACACAAGGGCAAAAUCAGAAAACUUAAACAUGACGACUGAAGCACUACCACCAUCAUCAUAUAUGUUUCUCUCUCUGAUGUCUGUGUGCCUGCCCUGAGGGACUCGCUCUCUCACUGUCUGUAAUCAUCAUCAAUCACAUGAUUAGAUACUUUAUCAUUAAAUGUUUGCAAAAACCUGCUGUCUUCUGUCGUGGGCUGAUGAACCAAACAAUGUUGUAGCUAAACAUUCUGAUGAUUGAUGAAGUUCUGUUCAGAUGUGUUGAUCUGAUGAACGCACCGCUGAUGUCAGGUGUGUGUAGACAUGACAAUAAACAAUAUGAUCAGCUGAG
Molecule: messenger RNA, 712 nt
Organism: Triplophysa dalaica
Lineage: Eukaryota; Metazoa; Chordata; Actinopteri; Cypriniformes; Nemacheilidae
Gene: atp5if1a
Product: ATP synthase inhibitory factor subunit 1a
Exons: 3
Coding region: 100-423 (107 amino acids)
Biological process (GO): negative regulation of ATP-dependent activity
Cellular component (GO): mitochondrion
Molecular function (GO): ATPase inhibitor activity
Source: RefSeq, a predicted model, not a curated record